AUGGACGCCCUCGGUACCUCGCCCGCUGACUCCACCGCGUCCAUCGAGAUCAACGACGCUCUCUUCUGCGAGCACGGCAAGGAGGUCUGCGAGCCAUGCGGCUUCGACGGUCGUGAGGACAACGACGCCGUCAUGGGCUUUGACCCAAUGCCCCGCGCGCCCCUCGACCUCCCCGCGUACUACAAGAACGCCAAGGACAACUCGUACGUGUGCAAGGCGCACGCCAACAACGAGUGCAAGCAGUGCUUCAACUGGAAGAAGAGCAUUACCAAGCUUCACAAGGAGGCCAAGAAGAACGCCAAGGCUGAGAAGAACAAGCCCAAGUCCAACCUCCACGUCUAAGCACCUGUCCCCCGACCACCACCACGCAUAGUCACCGUCGCGUCAUAGAGUCUCGUUCCGCACAUCCCGGGCGUUGCGUUCUCAAGUUGUCCUUUCGGAAAGUCGAGCGGGUGAGGGGGGAGGUAGCAAGGGUUGAAGGGAGUAUUGUGUGUAGCGAAGAAGCAGAACAAGCAUGUUGUGAACAGAAGUAACAGAAGUAAAGAAGAAAUGUCUAUGCAGUUGUACAGAGUCGA
Messenger RNA from Vanrija pseudolonga, 575 nucleotides. RefSeq lists its product as uncharacterized. Bases 1 to 342 code for a protein of 113 amino acids. The record is from RefSeq and is a predicted model, not a curated record. Lineage: Eukaryota; Fungi; Basidiomycota; Tremellomycetes; Trichosporonales; Trichosporonaceae. The transcript has 5 exons.